Molecule: messenger RNA, 1446 nt
Organism: Lontra canadensis (Northern American river otter)
Lineage: Eukaryota; Metazoa; Chordata; Mammalia; Carnivora; Mustelidae
Gene: RNF144A
Product: ring finger protein 144A
Exons: 8
Coding region: 31-909 (292 amino acids)
Biological process (GO): protein polyubiquitination; positive regulation of proteasomal ubiquitin-dependent protein catabolic process; ubiquitin-dependent protein catabolic process
Cellular component (GO): cytoplasm; ubiquitin ligase complex; Golgi apparatus
Molecular function (GO): zinc ion binding; ubiquitin protein ligase activity; ubiquitin conjugating enzyme binding
Source: RefSeq, a predicted model, not a curated record
CCCUCAGGACUUCUCGGAGACUGCUCUGCCAUGACCACCGCGCGGCACCGGCCCACGUGGGACCUGGCCCUCGACCCGCUGGUGUCGUGCAAGCUGUGUCUCGGGGAGUAUCCAGUGGAGCAGAUGACGACCAUCGCCCAGUGCCAGUGCAUCUUCUGCACUCUGUGCCUGAAACAGUACGUGGAGCUCUUGAUCAAAGAAGGACUAGAGACCGCAAUCAGCUGCCCCGAUGCCGCCUGCCCUAAACAGGGCCGCCUGCAGGAGGAUGAGAUUGAGUGCAUGGUUGCCGCUGAAAUUAUGCAAAGAUACAAAAAGCUACAGUUUGAAAGAGAAGUGCUCCUGGACCCCUGUCGGACAUGGUGCCCGGCGUCCACCUGCCAGGCUGUGUGCCAGCUCCAGGACAUGGGCCUGCAGAACCCACAGCUGGUGCAGUGCAAAGCCUGUGCCAUGGAAUUCUGCUCUGCCUGCAAAGCCAGCUGGCACCCUGGCCAAGGCUGCCCGGAGACCAUGCCGAUCACCUUCCUUCCCGGAGAGACCAGCUCUGCUUUCAAACUGGAGGAGGACGACGCACCCAUCAAACGCUGUCCCAAGUGCAAGGUCUACAUCGAGCGGGAUGAGGGGUGCGCCCAGAUGAUGUGUAAGAACUGCAAACACGCCUUCUGCUGGUACUGCCUCGAGUCUCUGGACGAUGAUUUCCUCCUGAUCCAUUACGAUAAAGGACCCUGCCGGAAUAAGCUGGGCCAUUCCAGGGCGUCUGUCAUCUGGCAUCGGACACAGGUCGUGGGCAUUUUUGCUGGAUUUGGGCUCCUGCUAUUGGUGGCCUCGCCUUUCCUGCUCUUGGCCACUCCAUUUGUACUUUGCUGCAAGUGUAAGUGCAGUAAAGGUGACGACGACCCAUUACCCACCUAGAGGAAGACACGAUGCUGGAACAAGACCCUGCCUCUGGGAAGCGUGGCUCUCCCCCACCCCGCCCCACCGUCCCCGCUCACUAAACAUCUUUCUUGCCUUAUGUGCCCCAAUUGAGCUUCACAGUGUCACGCUGGAUGCCGUGAUUUCAGGGACUAAUGUCAGAACUUCUGCUGAGGCCCUGGGGGCAGUCACCUGGGUGUGGGGAAGGCAGGCUGGCGUGGGGAGGGCACGUCACCACAAUCCGUCUCUGCCGACUUGACAAGGGAGGUGCUGCACGGAGCGCACCAGGCGGUUUUCUCCCAGUGGGGAUAGACUAGGAGUGUCUGAUGGUUGCUUAAGAGACCCUUUUGUGCAAAAUGUCGUCCGUCUCCUCCUUGGCGUCAAGAUGGUGCCAUGUUGCUGGGAGAAGAAGUCUUUUGAGGAUUGCAACUCACUUCAGACAGAAUCCGAUAAUUCUGACUUGAGAAAAGCACUCUGUUUAUGACAACUGUUUUUAUUACUAAUGGCAUUUAGUAAAAUCCUUUUUUAGAAGGCGUU